CAUGCUUUAUCCAUUCUUCAAUUUUCUACCGCCAUCGUUAUGCAUUGCUACAUUCCUUUUGCGCGUCCAAAGACGGGAAGCAUGCGCACAGCUCGAGAUGAAGAAGACAAUACAAUAUCAGAAGCGACCGCCGAAACUUUAACUGAAAAAACUGCCGAAUUGGAAGGUGAAACAACUGCUGAAUUGGAACGGGAGAAUACCGCCGUCAGUGCAGUACUACGGGAUGACAAAACACAGAUUGAGAAGGAAAAUGAGGAUUCUACCGUCGUUAGCGAUACGCAUACUGAACAAUCGUUGAGGGCGGGGCUUAAGGGUGUCUACACACUUCCAUUGGUUCUCAGCAUAUUUGCUUGCUGUUUCGGUAGCAGUUUUCAAGUGGGAUUUCAUCUUGGCGCUCUAAAUACUCCGGCAAAAAUACUUAUUGAAUGGCAGAGAAGUUCAUAUAAACGAAUUCAUGGCCCCGAUUCUGUUUACAAAGAGGAGAUAAUUUGGCUAGUUUUUAAUGACUAG
Meloidogyne enterolobii is the source of this 510-nucleotide messenger RNA. The record is from the annotation of a GenBank genome assembly. Lineage: Eukaryota; Metazoa; Nematoda; Chromadorea; Rhabditida; Meloidogynidae.